UGUGUGAGCACGUUCGUACUUGGGCGAUCAGGAUAUACGAUAUAGCUGAAAGUAAAGUAAAUAGCUACGAAUCGAAAGCCGAAUCGAAACUGAUUGUGAGGAGAUAAACAUGACUACCAGCGCUGAGGAAUUGAAAAGGGCACUACAAACCAGGCAGAUUGAUAAUUUAGCUCCAAAACCCUUUGGAACUCAUUCAACCUCCUUUAAAGGACGCAGUGUUACAGGCAACGGUACUACACAAACUCAAGGUGUGGGACCACAGUUGACAUCUAAUGACUUGUCAAAACACAAACUAAAACCAGUUUCAAGCUCAAAUAGUGUAGUAAAGGAAGAAAAACCAGAUGAGUCAAAUGUGCCAGAAUUUCUUAAACAUCGACUAAAAUCUCCUGCUGAAAGAAAAGCAGCUGCUGCACAAAAAGACAAUGCUCAAAAAACUAUUUCAAACGCAUUAGGUAAGAAACCUCUCGCUUCUCAAAAGCCCACAAUAAAACCAAAAGUAGUACCAAAGCUGCCAUAUAAAGAGGAAAAGAAAGAUAUUGUGAGUAGUGAGAAAAGCAAUAAUUCUGAUAAUAAUGACGAAUCUGAUGGAAUUACUAAAAUUAGGUCAGGAUCUGUUCGCAACAGUGUGAAUUUUUUUAAAGAAAUUGAUCAAAAAGCACAUCCAAAUCCCCCACCUAAGGCUCCUGUUAAACCACCAAUUAAACCAAAAUUUAACAUUGUAAAAGAUCAACCUGUUCGUGUUCAAGAAGAACAAGAAGAAGAGAAUUACGAUGAUGUGGUGGAAAUAAUCAACAAAGGGACAGAUCAUAAAACUGUUGUGCAGGAAAGUGUUGAAACGGCUGGGAGUAAUAAUUGUGAGGAAGAAUGUUACUACGAUGAUGUUGAUCCCGAUUCUUUUCCACAAUAUAAUCCGCAAAGACCAUGUGAGCAGUCAACUUCAGAAUUAUACGAUGAUGUAUGUAAUGGUGACAAUAAUGAUGAAAUAUACGAUGAUGUUUGUGAAGAAGUGUUAUCACCUUGUGAACCAGCAAGUAAGACACUGUCAAGUGUAAACACGGCUGUGAGAAGCAGCGAGUUGCAACAAGAAACAAAAAGUGAUUUUACCCCAGUUAAAUUACCGAAAACAUUUUCAUAUAUUGAUCCAGACAAAUUAAUUCCACCAUUCGGUUUGGACAAAUGGCUGAAAGCUAUUUUACAUUCCAAUCAAUCAAAAUUGAAAGAUUUUGCAAAUUUUACAACUCAAGGUGACGACACAGCUGUUAAAAUGAUACCUACUGAAGAUGAUGAGAUAACAGAUGAAAUUUAUGAUGAUGUUGCAGGGCCUGCUGCUCCUGUGAAGGAAGUCAGUGAUAGCCCAAAAUUGGACUCUAAGUCUGCGAAAGAACGUAAGAAAGAAGAAAAAGAAAAAGCAGAUCGUGAGAAAAGAGAAAAGCGUGAAAAAGAGAAAAAAGAAAAAAAAGAAAAGGAAGAAAAAGAGAAGGAGAAGAAAAGACGUGAAAAAGAGUACAAACAAUUCAAUUUGAAUCCUGAUCUUGCUCUACCAUUAAUUGGCACAGUCAUGUGUAAGGUGGAUUACAAACCGAAAGGAAAGACAGAUUUGACAUAUCAAAUUGGUGAUGAAAUCAAUAUUAUUAACGUUCCAAACGAAUCAUGUCCAAAUGGUAAAAUGUUGGUACAACAUUGUGGUACAGGAAGAAUCGGCUAUGUUUUACGUCAAGAUUUUGGAAUGGAACUUCCACCUGAGGAUCAUAGAUCGCGCAGUGUGAGUCUCAUUCCAACGGAAGACGAUUUGGAAGAAGUUCAAGAAACAUAUGAAGAAAUCAACGUUCAUCAAGCACCCCCUGUUCCUGAAACACCACGCCCUCAUUUACGCCCGGAAGCACCUAUUGAGGAAGACAUGUAUAACGAUAUUGCAGAUGAACCGGCGGAAGAUAUUUAUGAAGAAAUUUAAACGGAUUGUGCUGGAUGUGAGAAGCCAUCUUGGAAUGCUUCGAGUCGGGUAGAAAACAUAUUGUCGAUACUAGAAAAAAAAAACGUCUCGGAAUUCAUUGUCGGUCUAGCAGACCAUUUAGUAGAUUUAUUUUCUACACAAUUUUUGUGAAUUAUUUAAACACUUCCUACGUGUAUAUUAUAUAUGAUAUUUUAAAGGGAAGAAAUUAUAGUGGGAAAUUUUGCGGAAAAUGGCGAAAUUUAAUUUGGCGGAUCCAAUUGGGGAAAAUUAGUGUUUUUAAAAUGGAUUGGAGAGGGAAAGUUGAUUAGAUCCAUCACAAGCCCACACAAAUACGAAAUGAACAGAUGAUAUCUGCGCCUGUUGAAGAAUAUGGCUUGCAUUUGCAAGGCGUCUUCUCAAUCAUAUUUAAAUCAAGCAGAAUUAGCAAAAAGUAAUUAUUUUUAUUAUCAAAAAUUUGAUAUUGUUGUCUUCUUUUGAAACAAUGUGUAGCCUAUGCUGCAAAAAUAUCUUAACUUUAAAAUUGACACGGUUUACUUAAAACGCUCAAGGUUUUUUGUAGACGUUUCUACAAUUUUUACCAGUAUAUGCACAUAGUAAACCUCCUGCUACCAGCCAGUGUUUUGCGACCGGGUGGACUGCCUAAUGCACUGAUCAUGCAUGCAUUUGCAUCAGUUUUAAUACGAUCAAUUUUUUCCGUUCAUGAAAUUUUAUUUUUUUUAUUUUACAUAGAUUAUAUUUUUGUAUUUGUAACAACAUAUUUGCAUAUCGGGUAAAAUUUUGUGUCCGUGUUUACAUGAAUUUAAAUUCACUUCGCAUUUACAAAUUGUACAUAUUAUAUUAUUUUUUAUUAUAAAGUAGAUUAUUCAGUGCGGAAGAGAAAAAUCUUGAAUGGCUGACGAGACAUACUAUUUCGUCAAAAUUUAAGGUUCUCCUCCUCCUUCGCCUUUCAGCCAUAAUUAUAUAUGUCACCUACCAUUUGUGUUGGCCAAACAUUUUUGUAGUGAGAGAGUACACAUAUCUUUUUCAUCUCUCCAAAAAAUAGUAAGUAACUUUAGUAUAAAAAUUACAUAAUAUGACAUAAAAACAUCAAUUUAAUUUUUUAAGAUGUGUGUUAAAACAACACAUUGUCAAGCCUAUUUUUAUUUUCGGUAGAAAUUAAUUUAUUUACACCUUUUGAUGUAAUGUGAAAUAUAGGUUUAAAAACCAAUCCAAGGUGACAGCUUCUCCUGCCUGAUUUUUACACGUGUAAUUUAGGGAUUUUGAUAAUCUUUGAAGUUGUUUGCCUUUCUGUUAAGCAACCCUUAAGCAAACAACUUUUUCUCUCGAAUUCAAAACAUUCUUUAGCAACUCAAGUACUAUGUCAAAAGUUCAGUUGGUUAUAACAAAAGACACUAAUAAAUACUACGUGUACUAGCAGGAUAGACAUAUAAUUGGACGGGAUGGUAUAUUGGUACACUAACUUUAGAACUCUACGUUCCUGGUUCUUCUUACAUCUCAAUAAAAAAAUUGUCAUUUUAUUUCAACUUGUUUCGUCGGCCAUUACUAUGGAAAUCUCUAAAUCUAUUUGUUUUCAAUAUCUUGGAGAUAGAUAGUAUGCGAACAGGAGAUAAUAUAUAUAUAUUAUGUAUAUAUAUUAUAUAAUAUCUUACGUGAAAAACGUUCGCUCGUAAACAAUUUUUUGUGAGAUUAGGCGUAUUCGUAUGUGGAAAUAUAGUACGAUUUUGUACAAUAAAGAAUUUAUUUUUCGAACGCACUCUUGUAUAUGUAAUAAAAAUGUUAGAUUUUAGUUUUAUAUUAUCACUUUGUACAUAAAACAAUUUCUGAACAACGCUCUAUAUUUGAGUUUUAUUUUA
This is a messenger RNA of Hydractinia symbiolongicarpus, 3804 nucleotides long. RefSeq names its product myb-like protein X. Gene Ontology annotation, molecular function: protein binding. The transcript has 10 exons. NCBI's taxonomy places the organism in Eukaryota, Metazoa, Cnidaria, Hydrozoa, Anthoathecata, Hydractiniidae. The record is from RefSeq and is a predicted model, not a curated record. The coding region runs from base 110 to 1951 and encodes 613 amino acids.